CAAAAUACGAAAUAUAACUCCAGCAGAAUCCCUCUGCGCCUCUCCCUCUCUCCGCCGCACACGGUGGACCCAUCGCCACGCCCGCCCAUCUCCGGCGACUGACGGCCAAUUUGCCUUCUCGAAUCCCAUUACCCGCGAUGAGAAAAAGAAUGUUCCUUACCGCACAUCUGCGCAAAACCCAUUUUCAAUUCCCCUGCAAUAUCUCUUCCAAGCCAAGCCCAAUCCCCGAUAUCCAAACCUGCAUUUCCUUUCUUCAAUCGUGCUCCCAAAAUCAAGAACUCUCCAGUGGAAGAACGGUACACUCUCUCAUGAUCGCCGCCGGCCACCUCCCUUCCCCUUUCUCCGCCACCAGCCUCAUCAACAUGUACUCCAAGUGCAGCGCCGUCGCCGACGCUGUCUCUGUUUUCCACGAGUCAACCCAUUUUCACAACGUGUUCGUUUACAAUUCCAUCAUAGCCGGUUUAACUGGUAACGGCUUGCCAAAGGAAGCUUUUGACGUCUUCUGCAGAAUGCGGUUGUCCGACUGCGUGGUUCCUGAUAAGUUCACCUUCCCCUGCGUCAUCAAGGCUUGCUCGAAUGUGUUGGACUUGAAAAAUGUUCACGGGUUAUUGUGUAAGCUUCAGUUGGGUCUCAAUUUGUACAUAGGUAGCGCGUUGCUGCAUAGCUAUUUGAAAUUUCAGCUGAUGAGUGAUGCACAGCAGCUGUUCGAGAGAUUGUCCGUGAAGGAUGAUAUCGUUCUUUGGAACGCCAUGAUUAACGGAUACGUGCAGAUUGGUGAAUUCAAUGAGGCCUUGUCGAUUUUCAAGAGGAUGGCAAGCUAUGAAGUGAUUCCUAACAGGUUCACUCUUACCGGCAUAUUAUCAGCUUUGGCAUUAGCAGGGGACAUUCACAACAGCAAAUUAGUUCAUGCUUUUGCUGUAAAAUCAGGAUAUGACUCGGGUCUUGCAGUUUCGAAUGCGCUAAUCGACACGUAUGGGAAAUGUGGUCAACUUGUGGAUGCAUUAACGAUCUUCAAGAACAUAGUAGAUAAAGACAUUUAUUCAUGGAAUUCAAUUAUCACUGUUCAUGAGCGGUGUAGUGAUCACGAAGGAUCUUUGAAGCUUUUGAAGGCGAUGUUGAGUUCGGGCUUCCGGCCCGAUUUAGUCACUAUAACUGCCGCUCUUCCGACUUGUGCGAAUUUAGCUGCAUUGUUGCACGGUAGAGAGAUACACAGGUAUAUGCUCAUUAACGGGCUCGACAAGCUUGGCAACAUUUACUCUUCAAACGCGAUCAUGGACAUGUAUGCAAAAUGUGGGAGCAUGAGAGAGGCCCGUCUGGUUUUCGAAGGUAUGAAAAUAAAAGACGUGGCCUCGUGGAAUAUCAUGGUAAUGGGGUACGGAAUGCACGGGUUCGGAAAAGAGGCAAUGGACUUUUUCUCCCGAAUGCUCGACUGUGGAUUAAAACCCGAUGCAAUCUCUUUCGUCGGGAUAUUAUCCGCUUGCAGCCACGCGGGAUUCGUGGAUCGAGGCCGAGAGCUUCUUUCCGAGAUGAAACCAAAAUAUGGAGUGGCCCCAACAAUCGAGCACUACUCGUGCGUGAUCGAUAUGUUGGGCCGGGCUGGGCGGGUCGAGGAAGCCCACGAGCUGAUUCUGAGUAUGUCGGUCGAGCCCAAUCAGGUAGUGUGGAGGGCAUUUCUGUCCGCAUGUAGACUCCAUGGGAAUGCUGACCUGGCAGAGGUGGCGGCUAGGAGGGUGCUCGAGAUCGGGCCAGGUCAUUGUGGGAAUUAUGUGUUGAUGUCGAAUGUUUAUGGGGCGGCUGGGAAGUAUGAUGAGGUGGCGGAGUUGAGACAUGCGAUGAGAGAAAAUGAUGUGAAGAAAUCGCCUGGUUGUAGCUGGGGUUGAGCUCAAGAUUUUUAUUAAUGGAGAUAAAAAUCAUCCUGAGGAGAAUAUUCGAUGUUGUCUGUUGGUUUUGUGAACUGAAGAUUCAAAUGGCUGAAAAUGAUGGUUCGACAUCGCGUGAUUGAGAAAAAAACAUCUUUCUCGAUUCGUGUUUGAGAAAGAAAGCUAUUAAUGAAUGAGUCCUACAGGUUUUCUGAAGGGAGCUUGACAAUAAGCCCCAACCAGUGUUUGUGUCGUCAAGAUCAAAAAAUUAUUCUCUUCCAUUUUUCUUAAUAAUUUUACUUUAGGUAUUACUCUCACAAAUGUUCGACAUCGGUUUGUAUCAACAUAUUUAUCUUAGUUAAUUUCGAGUUUCUUCAUUGAGGUGAGAUUGAUUUGAAUGGAGUACAAAACGCAACACACAUUGGGUUAGUAUGGAAUAAAUAGUUACAAAUGAUAGGCUAGAAUGAUUAAUUCAUUUCACUGAACAAAAAUGUAUACUUAUAUUAUUCAAUUUAUUUUUGUUUGUAUAAAUUUUUAAAAAAUACAAUAUCUUUUAUGAAAAUAUAAAGAUUUGUGAUAAUAGG
Molecule: messenger RNA, 2443 nt
Organism: Striga asiatica
Lineage: Eukaryota; Viridiplantae; Streptophyta; Magnoliopsida; Lamiales; Orobanchaceae
Source: the annotation of a GenBank genome assembly